GCCUCCUUUGGAAAAUCUGGCGACUGUGGAAGAGACUGUUGUUCGUGACAGAGCUGUGGAGUCCCUGAGACAGAUCUCCCAGGAGCAUACUCCUGUUGCCCUGGAAGCUUAUUUUGUACCUCUGGUGAAACGCCUAGCAAGUGGGGAUUGGUUUACCUCUCGCACGUCUGCAUGUGGUUUGUUCAGCGUUUGCUAUCCCAGGGCAUCAAAUGCUGUUAAAGCAGAUAUUAGACAGCACUUCCGUUCCUUGUGCUCAGAUGACACACCAAUGGUACGACGUGCUGCUGCUUCCAAAUUGGGUGAAUUUGCAAAAGUUUUGGAAUUAGACAGUGUGAAAAGUGAAAUUGUUCCAUUGUUCACUAAUCUAGCUUCAGAUGAACAGGAUUCAGUGCGCCUCCUAGCUGUGGAAGCUUGUGUCAGUAUUGCCCAGCUAUUGUCUCAGGAUGACGUUGAGACCUUGGUGAUGCCUGCACUUCGACAAGCAGCAGAAGAUAAAUCUUGGCGAGUUCGCUAUAUGGUAGCUGACAAAUUUUCAGAGCUCCAGAAAGCUGUGGGUCCUAAAAUCACCCUAAAUGACCUCGUCCCCGCCUUUCAGAACCUACUUAAAGACUGUGAAGCUGAAGUCCGGGCAGCUGCUGCCCACAAAGUAAAAGAACUUUGUGAGAACUUGCCCAUUGAAGAUAGAGAGACCAUAAUUAUGAAUCAAAUUCUGCCCUAUAUAAAGGAAUUAGUAUCUGAUACCAGUCAACAUGUCAAAUCGGCCCUAGCUUCUGUAAUUAUGGGAUUGUCUACUAUUGUGGGCAAAGAGAAUACCAUUGAACAUCUUCUACCUCUUUUUUUAGCUCAGUUAAAGGAUGAGUGUCCUGAAGUUCGUUUGAAUAUCAUCUCCAAUUUGGAUUGUGUAAAUGAAGUGAUUGGAAUUCGUCAGCUCUCUCAGUCUCUCCUUCCUGCCAUAGUGGAGCUGGCUGAAGAUGCCAAAUGGAGGGUCCGGCUGGCUAUCAUUGAGUAUAUGCCACUGCUGGCAGGCCAGCUGGGUGUGGAAUUCUUCGAUGAGAAGCUGAAUUCUUUAUGUAUGGCUUGGCUCGUGGACCAUGUAUAUGCCAUCCGAGAAGCUGCUACCAACAACCUCAUGAAACUAGUUCAGAAGUUUGGUACAGAGUGGGCCCAAAAUACCAUCGUUCCCAAAGUGUUAAUAAUGGCAAAUGAUCCUAAUUACUUGCAUAGAAUGACCACUUUAUUCUGCAUUAACGCACUGUCUGAGGCCUGUGGUCAGGAAAUAACCACUAAGCACAUGCUGCCCAUCGUAUUAAAAAUGGCAGGAGACCAAGUAGCAAAUGUUCGCUUCAAUGUGGCCAAAUCUCUACAAAAAAUUGGACCAAUUCUAGAUACCAGUGCUUUACAGGGAGAAGUUAAGCCAGUACUACAGAAAUUAGGUCAAGAUGAAGACAUGGAUGUCAAAUACUUCGCACAGGAAGCUAUAAGUGUUCUUGCAUUGGCAUAACGAGGAGCAGGAGGGGAAAAGCCUUUACUAAAUUCUUAUCACAGAUUUCUAGUCAAUGUGUUCUUAACUGGGUGGAGAAAGAUGGAAAACCUUCAAGAUCUCAUCCAAGCAAAUGGCAACAACUUAGAAGAAAUCAAAUUUUAGUGACUUAAUUCUUUCUAAAGAUGAAAUGGGAUUUUUUUUAUUCAUCUUCCUUGUUAACUAAUUAUUUAAGCCAUUCUGAUUGACCAAUACCCGACACUUGAUACUUGAUUGUUUUCUAAUGCUUUAUCCAUUGCCCACCUGGGCUCCCACACCCUCACUGCAAUCAGGCCCCAGCCACAUAAUGUUCCAGACAAAGCUUGGAGAGGUGUGGACCCAGAUGUGGAGUAGAGUGAUUCUCUUGAUGUUUACAUAUAUCUCUGUGUCUCUCCAUCAUUCCAAAGUUAAAUGUACAUGUUUAGAAUAACUUAUUUUAUAAACUUUUCGGGAGACAUGUCGUGAUUUGACCACAGGGAAAGCCACAUUUUCC
Molecule: messenger RNA, 2012 nt
Organism: Cebus imitator (Panamanian white-faced capuchin)
Lineage: Eukaryota; Metazoa; Chordata; Mammalia; Primates; Cebidae
Gene: PPP2R1B
Product: protein phosphatase 2 scaffold subunit Abeta
Exons: 12
Coding region: 269-1501 (410 amino acids)
Biological process (GO): protein dephosphorylation
Cellular component (GO): protein phosphatase type 2A complex; cytoplasm
Molecular function (GO): protein phosphatase regulator activity; protein binding
Source: RefSeq, a predicted model, not a curated record